AUGUCAUUAUGUGCUGAUCCAGCACAGAAUGAAACAAAGGCACCAAAAGAUGUAGCACUUAAGCCUCAGGAACGUGUGGAGAAACGCCAGACUCCCUUGACCAAGAAGAAACGAGAAGCACUUACCAAUGGCUUAUCUUUUCAUUCAAAGAAGAGCAGACUCAGCCACCCACACCACUACAGCUCAGACCGAGAAAAUGACCGUAAUCUCUGCCAGCACCUUGGGAAGAGAAAGAAAAUGCCGAAGGGACUCAGACAGCUCAAGCCAGGGCAGAACAGCUGCAGGGACAGUGACAGUGAGAGUGCCAGUGGAGAAUCCAAGGGCUUCCACCGGAGCAGCUCCCGGGAAAGGCUCAGUGAUAGUUCAGCUCCUUCCAGCUUGGGAACAGGCUACUUCCGGAAACAAAGCCAAAACUACUACCUCACCCUGAUCACUUCUAGACUGAACAUUGUAGCUGUUGUUUCUGGUAAUGGGAAGGAUCUGGAUUCAUCUUUAGAAGCACCCGACUCCACAUGCCAGCAGUUGGCAGCUACUUUGGGGCGACUAACUUGCCAGGCUCCACUUGACCUCCGACAUAAAGAAGCAAAGCCUCACUUUUCUCCGGAGCCCGUCCUGCCUGCUGCUCUACAUAAUCGUCAGCCAUCUCACAGGUCUGGAUCUGAAUGUCUCGGAACAGCAGCCACAGAUAGCUUGGCUUUGCUUUUCUAA
Molecule: messenger RNA, 708 nt
Organism: Urocitellus parryii (Arctic ground squirrel)
Lineage: Eukaryota; Metazoa; Chordata; Mammalia; Rodentia; Sciuridae
Source: RefSeq, a predicted model, not a curated record